Ylistrum balloti is the source of this 1212-nucleotide messenger RNA. Its product is annotated as cubilin-like. The transcript is spliced from 8 exons. The record is from RefSeq and is a predicted model, not a curated record. The coding region runs from base 1 to 1212 and encodes 403 amino acids. NCBI's taxonomy places the organism in Eukaryota, Metazoa, Mollusca, Bivalvia, Pectinida, Pectinidae.
AUGCCUGACCCCCGGGGCUUGUGCACGUGCACCCUUAAGGUGUACCUCAUCUUGCUCCUAGGAUACAUCGCACCAGCUGCCUGCCAAUGCAGUGGAAGUACUUUAACCCUGACUGGUACAAAUGACUUUCAGUACUUGACGACACCAGGCUACAACAAUGGCGCUGGUACUUAUCAAAGUGACCUCUCGUGUUCCUGGAUCCUCGAUGGUGGGUCGUCAAGCUGGACUGUCUUCUUCUACAUCGAGAACUAUGACGUCACGUGUCCAGGGGAUUUUAUAGAUAUAUAUGAUGGUAACAUGACGUCAUCCACGGCACUGGCAUCAGCCUUAUGUGGUACAAGUCAGUCAGGGGUGUAUACGUCAUCACAGCGUUACGUCAGAGUGGAUUUUACAUCAGAUUCAUCCAACCAAGGGGCAGGAUUCAAUCUGGCUUUUAUGAAAUCUGCAGACUUGUCCGGAAGUGGAUGUUCGGGUGAACAGAGUCUCACAGCUACCUCAACCCCUCAAUACAUUACCUCUCCAAACUUUCCAGGGGAAUACACUGUGAAUUCUAACUGCCGUUGGGUGUUAACAGCCCCAGAAGGAACGGUAUCCCUGGACAUAAUAUUUAGUGACAUUGAAACAUCCACCAACUGUGCAUUUGAUUCGCUGGAAUUGUAUUCUGGUACAUAUGUAUGUGAAAAAACAAAGAUCGUAUCACUGUGUACACCCCAUCCUAAUGGAGUGACAGCCUCUUACACCAGCAAUGGAACAAGCUUCCUCGUCAAGUUCGCCGCGGACGCCUCUCUCAGCUUCCACGGUUUUGUCAUCAAGUUCAGUGAAAUAGCACCCGUCAUCGACACCACGUCAUCAUCUGCUGUCGUCGCAUCCACGUCAUCUGAAGGUGACUUUUACCUUGGUCUUUACAUCGGCCUCGGAUCAGGGGCAGGGGGAGCCUUUCUUUUCGUCGGAGUUGUCACCUUAAUCCGCCAUUUUUGCUCGUCACAAAAGGGAGUUUCGCCAAGUGUGAAACACGUGGAACCUCUUUCGAUAAGAUCGACACCGUCGACCAGAAACAAUUCCAUAUGCGGGUCAUCUUCCUCUUCUGGAGACAGCACGAGUCGACAGAAGAGUUUUCUGUGUUCAACUCCCAUCAGUCCAGGGGUCGGUUCACUCAUGUUGGACAUUCAGAGACGAAAGUCUAGCAUGCAUAAUGGAUUCAUGCACCACUAA